Molecule: messenger RNA, 2109 nt
Organism: Phalacrocorax carbo (great cormorant)
Lineage: Eukaryota; Metazoa; Chordata; Aves; Suliformes; Phalacrocoracidae
Source: RefSeq, a predicted model, not a curated record
CGGUCGGGAAGAAGUGGGGGGGGAGGAGGGAAGCGGUGAAGUUCUCCUGGGAGCCGCCAUUUUCCGGAGGGGAAGAUGGUCAGCUCUUAAAGCGGCAGCGCUCCGUGCUGAGAGGCGGCUCGGCGGUGGCUCUCAGGCGAGACGCUGGUUUGGGAGUGGGAAGGCCCGCAGGUCCGUCCGCCGUCUCCUUCGGUUACCACAGCCGUGGGCAGACCACGUCGGGAGCAGACCGGACGGGACUGGUGUGUGUGUGUGUGGGGCCAAGGCCUCUUUCACUGCCCUCCCUCCUCAAAGGGCCGCCCAGAAGCCUUCAGGCAUCGAAGGGAAGCCUGGCAGGGCUGAAGCGCUCGCGGAGGUGGCCAUGUUUCCUACCACCAGGAAGUGAGCGAGUGUUGCUGGAGCCCAGCAGCUAUGGCAGCUGAUGAGAGGGACUACAACCUGACGGAGGAGCAGAAGGCUAUCAAAGCCAAAUACCCACCGCUCAAUAAGAAAUAUGAAUAUCUGGAUCACACAGCAGAUGUGCAGCUACAUGCCUGGGGAGACACUUUGGAAGAAGCCUUUGAGCAGUGCGUUAUGGCCAUGUUUGGCUACAUGACUGAUACAGGGACCGUGGAACCUGUGGAUACAGUAGAGGUAGAGGCAGAAGGACACGACAUGUUGUCUCUUCUCUUCCACUUCUUGGAUGAGUGGCUGUAUAAAUUCAGUGCUAAUGAUUUCUUUAUACCCAGAGAGGUGAAAGUGCUUUACAUUGACCGAAUGCAAUUCAAAAUAAGAUCGAUUGGGUGGGGAGAAGAGUUCUCUUUAUCCAAACACCCUCAGGGUACAGAGGUGAAAGCCAUAACUUACUCAGCAAUGCAGAUCUGUGAAGACCAACAGCCAGAAGUCUUUGUCAUCAUUGAUAUUUAAAGCAAGAAACGUGUGGUGGAGUGGAUACUUGUCAGUGGUUGGCAAAAGUAAUUUGAAAACUGUAAUCCUGUGGAAGUAACUAAGGAAUUGGCCAAUUCAAGUCAUAAACUGAAGGGGGUGAUUGCAGGGAAUGUCAGCUUGUGUUUUGACUUGAGGAUGGUGAGACAGAGAAAUACCUGCAUGCCAGGAAAAAAAGAUCUAGCUGGGGCUCGGGGGAUGUUGAGAAGAAGAAAGAGAGUGCUGGGGUUGGAAGUCUCAGGAAUGCUAGUAGUCAGCUGUUAAGGCUAAUACAUGUGUUAGGGGUUAUAUGAACUAAAUAGAUAACUUAAUGGAGCUGCUAGCUAAAGUACUGUCUUUUUGUAGGGUUGCAGGAGAUAACGUUCAUCUACAUUAUUUCAUUUACAGAUUUGUGUGUUCUAAUUCUGAGGUGACAUCCCUUCUCCGUAUUAUCUAAAGGGUCCAAAAUACCUGCAGUGGGACAGAUUUACUGUUGAAAAACUCCUGACUGAUCAAAGGACACCUAAGAAAGUAUCCAAUUAAAAAACCAAACCACCACACCUUCUAUACUACUUUAAAAAAAAAAAGUCAUACCAGCAGGUGGUGCUGAAUUGCUGUAAAUAAAUUUCCACGUGAAAUCCUAAAGCAUGUGACCAUGUGCAUGGAAUCCUAAGAGCACCUAUUAUCACUCUAAAAAGUAGGCAGCUCUGCUGCUGCCAUAGAAAGGGGAUGCUCUGGAUUCUCUGCAGGUUCACUCCCCACUAUGUCUUGUGAAAGCUGGUUCUUUUCUUUUAAAAAGCAGACUAUUUAAAUAAUUUCUUCCAUUUCUUCCUUUAGAAAGGACAAUACAGACAAUCCUUUAAUGUCAGAGGAUUAUGGACUUGCAGUUCACUGAAUCAAAAUUAAUCAAGAGUAAUCAAAAGUGUGUUUCAUUUUAAAUCACAGGACAGCAAACGUGUAACUCACCAUUGCUAUUUAAAUGCGAGAGGGGCACAGUAAGGGACUGUCCAUGCUGGCCUGACCUGCUUUUUUUAUUGUAAAGGCUGCAAGUGCCUCACCUGUGGAGGUUGUAUCUCAUCUUUAGCUUGCUGUAAAGUCGUCUUAAAUACAUCUGGUUUUAUUUCCACGUUGUGAGGAUUGAGGGAUAAAAUCCUUUGUCUUGAGAAAGUUUCAAUGCUCAAAUAAAACCCGGACUGAAAGAACUAA